Messenger RNA from Salmo salar (Atlantic salmon), 2466 nucleotides. NCBI's taxonomy places the organism in Eukaryota, Metazoa, Chordata, Actinopteri, Salmoniformes, Salmonidae. The record is from RefSeq and is a predicted model, not a curated record.
UAUCUGUUCAGGUGGACCAGGACGACUCGUUAGAAGAACCAUGAUGGCACUCCAAUGGGUGAAGCCGUGGAUCGCUCUCGUCUUCGGACUAUCUGCUGCACAUUCUAACACUGUUAUGAUUCCAGAUAUGACUUCCAUUGGGAGUCUAUAUGAUUCCAAACUGCAAAUCUUAUCAGCAGGAGUGAGUCCCACUCAUAACGGGCAGGUCUGCAGCACAUGGGGUAACUACCACUACAAAACCUACGAUGGAGACUUCUUCCAGCUGCCCUACACCUGUAACUACGUGCUGUCGUCGUUGUGUAAGAGCAGCAGCGGCUACGAGGCCUUUAACAUUCAGCUGCAGCGCGGGGAGGUAGAUGGGCUGCCCACCAUCACCAAGGUUUCUUUGAAGCUGGAUGGAACCUUCGUGGAGCUGGCCAACGGUAACGUCAGCGUCAACGGAUUAAAGGUCACCAUACCAUUUGGUCAGUUUAACAUCUUCAUUGAGAGGACUGUUUCCUAUGUGAAGAUCACAGCCAAGCUGGGGUUAGUCGUCAUGUGGAAUGAAGAUGAUUCCCUCUGGGUGGAGCUGGACUCAAAGUUCCAGAAUCAGACUUGUGGGCUGUGUGGAGACUUCAACGGAGUCCAGAUUUACGACGAGUUCAUUAGUCAUGGUGAUCAUCUGAAGACAAUCGACUAUGGUGAUAUUUGGAAGAUGAAUGGCCCAACAGAGACCUGUACAGAAAUCCCUGGUCACACUGAGCAGUGUGAAGAACAGACCGAACUUUGUGAGCAGCUUCUCACCAGUCUUGCCUUCAGUAGCUGUAAGGACCUGAUUGCCACAGACUCCUUCAUCAAGGCCUGUGCAGAAGACAUGUGUCACUGUGGCAACAGCAGCAGCAGUUCCUGCGCCUGCCCCACCAUGUCCGAGUACUCCCGCCAGUGUGCUCACGCAGGGGGGAAACCCCAAGAGUGGAAGACCGACCAGUUCUGCAUGAAGACGUGUCCUUUAAGCAUGCAGUACCAGGAGUGUGGUAGUCCCUGCACUGAUACCUGCUCCAACCCAAAGAGGAACCAGCAUUGUGAGGAACACUGCACUGACGGAUGCUUCUGCCCUGCUGGAACCGUGUUUGAUGACAUCACUCAGACUGGCUGUGUAGCUGUGAACCAGUGCUCUUGUCUCCACAACGGACAAACUUACCAGCCUGGACAAUCAUUCUCAAGAACAUGCCAUGAAUGUACCUGUAUCCAAGGCCAGUGGAGUUGUGUGGAUCUAGAUUGCCCAGCUACCUGCUCCAUAGUGGGAGGUUCCCACAUCACCACCUACGAUGAGAAAGCCUACACCUUCCAUGGAGACUGCUCAUAUGUCCUGUCCAAGCAAACCAACGAGACUGCUUUCACAGUCCUGGGUGACAUAGUGAAAUGUGGGAAGACGGACGUUGAGACCUGCCUAAGAUCUGUAACCCUGGUGACUCCAGAGUCCAUGAUUAUCGUCAUCGAGGCCAGUGGAAAGGUCUUUGUCAACAAGAUGUUUUCUCAGUUGCCGCUUUUCAUGGCGGAUGUAAAGAUCUUUCAGCCCUCUACGUUCUACAUCGUUGUGCAUACCUCUUAUGGGCUCCGACUAGAGGUGCAGAUAACACCUAUAAUGCAGGUCUACAUCGUAGCUAGCAGUUCACACAAAGAAAAAACCCAGGGUCUUUGCGGAGACUUUAACAGCAUCCAAGCUGAUGACUUCAGAACCAUCAAUGGACUCGUGGAAGGAACCGCUGAAUCAUUUGCCAACACGUGGAAGAACAAAGCAAGCUGUCCUGAUGUGGCACAGAGCUUUGAGAUCCCAUGCAGUCUGAGUGUAGAGAAUGAGAGAUAUGCCAAGCACUGGUGCUCGAUGCUGUCAGAUCGUGCAGGAAUAUUUUCCCAAUGCCACACUGAGAUCAACCCAAAUUACUACAAGGAAAUCUGCCUAUAUGACAGCUGUAACUGUGAGAGGAGUGAGGAGUGCAUGUGUGCUGCGGUCUCCUCCUACGUCCAUGCAUGUGCUGCUGCAGGCGUCCUGCUCAGUGGAUGGAGAAACACCACCUGUGGGAAGUACUCCUCUAGCUGCCCUGACACGAUGGUCUAUGACUACACCAUGACCAGCUGUGACCGCACCUGUCGUUCACUGAGCCAGCCAGACUUUACAUGCCAGUUAGACCAUGUGUCUGUGGACGGCUGUGGCUGUGCCGAGGAACCUACCUGAACGACCAGGGAGAGUGUGUCCCUGCCUCACGCUGCUCCUGCUACCAUGGAGGCACAGUAGUACCCCCUGGAGAGGUCACCAGGAUCUAUGGGGUUACUUGCUCUUGCAGACAAGGGAAAUUAAGCUGUGCUGGAGAACCAAAACAAUUAUCCUGUGAAAAACCAAUGGGUUUCUUCAACUGUUCAAGUGCAGGGCCCGGAGCCAAGGGCUCAGAGUGUCAGAAGAGCUGUCAAACACUAGACAGUCACUGU